GAACGGGUUACAGGUCAGAGUGUCUAUUGGAACACAGUGUUCUCGUCAGCAGCGGUGGUACAGCCGGAACAUUGUGUUACUUUGUGGCGGCUUUCCAAGACCAGCCCUGCCUUUGACGCUCAAAACCCUCCCACUACCCUCUAAAUCCCCCCUCGGUGGCGGACUCUCCACCUCCGGCUGGGUCAUCGCAGAGCCGAGUCUCCGUGUGGACUCACCGGCACCUGUGACGUGACGACGAGCGCAGGAGGCGAGUGCGAAGCCGCGCUGGAACAUCGAGUUCUUAGAGGGAGAAACCAGAGAGCUGCGCACGAGGAGAGAGUAUUUCUUGGCUGGCCAUAUAAGAGGACCGGAUCAUACCAACUUGGAUGUUUGAUACAUUGAGAAAGAAAUGACUAUGGACCAGGACUUGCCCGCCGAGGGACACGCAGCCUUGGCUGAGUUUGGAACUGAGGGCGUUGAUAUCACAGGAAGGAAGGACGGAGGAGUGAUUAAGGUUGUUAAACAGCAAGGGAUUGGUGGGGAGACACCGAUGAUUGGGGACAAAGUGUCUAUUCACUACACUGGCAGGCUGCUAACAGGGAAGGUCUUUGACUGCAGCCGAAAACGCAAGGAAUCUUUUACUUUCAAUGUUGGCAAAGGACAAGUCCUCAAGGCCUGGGACAUUGGUGUGCUGUCUAUGCAAAGUGGAGAGCUGUGCACACUGCUGUGUAGGCCGGAGUAUGCCUAUGGAUCCACUGGAAAUCCUGACAAAAUUCCGCCGGACUCUUUAGUACUUUUUGAGGUGGAGCUGCUGAACUUUGAAGGUGAGAAGCUGACAGAAGAUGCUGGCAUCGUCAGAAGAAUAAAGGUGAAAGGAGAGGGAUUCACCAGCCCCAACGACGGAGCAACAGUUGAUAUUCAUCUAGUAGGAAGCUGUGACGGUCGAGUGUUUGACCGCAGAGACGUCAGCUUUGUCAUCAGUGAUUUCGAGGACAGCAACAUCCCUGUGGGAGUGGAUAGAGCCAUGGACAAGAUGCAAAAGGGAGAGUGCUGUGUGCUUUAUCUCAAGCCAAAGUAUGGCUUUGGAAGUGGUGGAAAACCAGAGUUUAAAAUUGGACCCGACAAAGAUCUUGUAUAUGAAGUAACGCUCAAAGACUUUAAAAAGGCGAAGGAGUUCUGGGAGUUGGAUUUACAGGAAAAGCUGAAUCUGGCUCCAGAAAUUAAACAAAAAGGGAACCAACAUUGUAAGGCAGGACAGUACUACUCAGCGUCGAUUCACUACCAGCGCAUCAUAACCUGGUUAGAGAUGGAGUGUGGGAGCAGUCCGGAGCAGCAGCAGAGGAUUCGGGACUUUGUUAUGACGGCUCAUCUUAAUCUAGCGCUGUGCUUCCUGAGGUUGAAGGAGUACGCACAAGUUGUAGAGAACUGCAACAAGGCUCUUGAGAUUGAAGACAAGAAUGAGAAGGCUUUGUACCGUCGCGCGGAAGCCAGACUCUUACGGAACGAGUACCACCAGGCCAUGGCCGAUUUCCAGAAAGUGCUGGAGAUCAACUAUGCAAAUCGGGCUGCUCGCAGUCAGAUCGCCCUCUGUCAAAGGAAAAUAAAGGAGUGUGACGAACAAGACAAGAGGACCUACGCCAACAUGUUUAAAAAACUUGCAGAGCCUGAGACCAAGGUGGGGAAGUUGAAAAGAGAUGGAAGCUCGAGGUGCAGUUUGAAUGGUGAUGUGAAACGUCGACGGAGGAGUCAGGACUUUCUCUCACACCAAUGACUUUUGUUUUCUUAUAAAAUGAGUGAACUGAAUGAUUCACAGGCCUUGCAGGGACGAUGUAAUAUAGCCACCUCUUAACCAAACCUCCAUGUCAUUUCAUGCAGUCAUUUCAGCGAGGAUAUUUGCCAAACAGCACGGACUACUUCACCACAACAGUCGGAUGUAAUGGAUCAACACCACAUGCGACUGACAACCCCAAUGAUUUUCCUUCUCCAGUUGUUUGAUGCUAAUGGACACGGGAAGAACACACUCGCCAAAACACCCUUUUGCUGUUGUCUGUCAAGACGGCAUGCCUGUUGUUGUCAGUAAAACAUUGGUUUCUUUUGUCAAAAGAAAUCACUGUGCUGGAGGAACGGCGUCAUCCCUGCAUAUUCCAUUGAUUGAUCGAGCACAUAUUGUCAUUGCAAUGAAUACAACAAAACAGCGCCUCCUCGCACAUAAACAACACUCGACCCAUGUGCACCAAACAUAGCAAAAUAUAACACAUAACAUAAACAGUAUUUAAAAGUAUAACAUACAAAACUACAGUGCAAUAUACCUGCCUAUCAUGAUGUGAUGCAGUAUGUUAAGAUGCUUUCCAGGUCACCAGCAGCCUCUGACUGAGGUUGUUCCUUGUUAAAAUCCUGAGGAGGUGGAUACGUUGCCGGGCUUUGACUAACAAGCCGAACAUGUUUCUUGAUUUAUCAGAUUAUAAAGCGACUUGGCUGCGGUGGAAAAUGCCCUUUAAAUCUAGUAUUCUUUAUUCAUGUACAACUCAUGAAAACCAGAUGCUUGACUUGGGAAUGAAUGAAUGUAACCACAUUUUGGGGUGUUGAUGCACUUUGACUGCCAAACAACCUUGAUUCAGUCAGUUUUUUUUUUUUUUUUGGAAGCAGUAUCACAUGUAAAUUCAUCAGCUGUCUUCACCAGAAUCUUUGCAUCACACGCCUGAAUAUAUAUUGGGGGUCUUGUACAGCGGGCAUGACUUUUUUUUUCUACAGCAGUGUAUUUAUGAGUGUUCUGAAUAUUUAUCCUCGACUAAAGUGACCAGGUUUGAGACAGAAGCAAUGCCACACGUCAGUUGUGCCUACGUUGGGACUGCAAGGUGUGUAACAGUAUGUGUAACAUGUAUUCAAAAAAAGCGGAGCAUUACUUUCGAUAAUAAAGGAAUUCAUAUGUU
Synchiropus splendidus (mandarinfish) is the source of this 2909-nucleotide messenger RNA. It is a transcript of the gene fkbp5, whose product is annotated as FKBP prolyl isomerase 5. Gene Ontology annotation, molecular function: peptidyl-prolyl cis-trans isomerase activity; protein binding. The transcript has 11 exons. Bases 389 to 1750 code for a protein of 453 amino acids. Lineage: Eukaryota; Metazoa; Chordata; Actinopteri; Syngnathiformes; Callionymidae. The record is from RefSeq and is a predicted model, not a curated record.